Molecule: messenger RNA, 9218 nt
Organism: Bombyx mori (domestic silkworm)
Lineage: Eukaryota; Metazoa; Arthropoda; Insecta; Lepidoptera; Bombycidae
Product: TLC domain-containing protein 3A
Exons: 7
Coding region: 208-1263 (351 amino acids)
Biological process (GO): lipid homeostasis
Cellular component (GO): membrane; endoplasmic reticulum
Source: RefSeq, a predicted model, not a curated record
AGGAAAGUGUCAAAGUCUUGAAAAUUAAAAACCUACUCUUCGGGAAGACGUCAUUCAUCAGCCGAAAAGACUGCAAAAUUUCGCUUGCGAAAUUAAAUAACGCUAUUCAAAAUAAUUGAAUAACCAUAAUUUUGCGUUGUUUACAUUUAUAUAAUAAUGUGUGAUUGAAUUGUAGUCAGGCAGUGUUGUGUGCUAUAAUUUUUCGUCAUGGAUCCAACAUUUACUAAGCCCCAAAACCUUCGGCCAGCUAUGUGGCUGUUAUGCAUUAGCAACGUGGCCUCACUCCUGGCUGCUCUCAACCUCGUCAUCUGGCUGGAACCGGACGAGAGGAUAUCAAUACCGCGAGGAAGUGCUUUAACAGUCCUGGGUCUGGUUUAUUUCACGAGCCUGUUCGAGAUCCUGAACGUGUGGGCUCUGUACACGGAGGCCGGCAGUCGGAUCAGGCACCAGUACGCGCUGAGCCACGGAGACGUUUUGGACAUCAACAACAAGCUGGUGUCUGCCGUCCAGGCGGUGUAUUGCGUGGCGACGGGCGUGGUGGUGUGCAGCCACUCGUGCCGCCGCGACUUCAUGCGCGCCUCCCACUACAUGUCAGAGGCGUACGCGUGGUUCGGAGCCGCCUACUUCUUCUACGACAUAUGGUCCAUGUACAUGGUUCACAUCCAGAUGGUCUCCGGCGGGGAGUCGAUGAAGGAGCAGGUCCGGAGGCGGGUGAGCGAGAGGAAGGCGCCGGUUUCGUUCCUCAAGUACUGCGCGCACGAGCCCGUCAUACUGCUGCACCACGUCUUCAUAGGGGGCUUCGGCUUCCUGGUCAUUGUUCACCUGCGCGGCUCGCUGGGCGACUGCGCGUUCGGCUGGGUGUACGGCAUGGAGGCGUCGACGCCGCUGGUGUGCGCGCGCGGCGUGCUGGCUCGCCUGCGCCUCAAGCGCUCGCCGCUCUACCUCGCCAACGGCCUGCUCAUGCUGCUCACCUUCCUGCUGUGCCGCGUGCUGUCGCUGCCCUACGUGUGCUGGCUCUACAGCCGCGAGCUGGGACUCACCUACGCGCAGGCGAUACAGUCGCUGCCGACGGGCUGCAAGAUAUCCAUCUGCAUCCUCCUGCUCCCGCAGCUGUACUGGUUCUACCUGAUGUCCGCGGGGGCGCUGAAGAUGCUGUUCCGCGCCGGCAAGCCCGCAGAGCUCGACGGCAAGGCGCCCCGGCCGACACCCCCGGCCGACAGGUCCGCCGGCGACGCGACCGAAGUGACCGACAAGCACAGUUGAUGUCGGCGGAGGAGCCGCAAGCGGAAACCAAAGGCUUAGUUUUAUAUAUCCCUAGUUCUUUGUUUUGACUUUGGAGGAUAGAGGUAAAAAACACCAUCUUGUAUAGGAGACAAGUUGAAGUGUCCACCUGUAAACAGUAACUUAUUGUUGGAAGACUCACCUAAGUAGCGCUAGUGUAGAUGUCUAUGGGCUUCAGUAACCACUUAAUACCAGGUGGGCUGUGAACUCGUCCAUACAACUAAGCAAUAAAAAAAAAACAUAAAUUAGUUAUAGAUAAGCAACUCAAGCACUCAACAAAAAUGUUUAUGGGCGUUGGCCACUAGAUGGCUUCGCUUCGAUUAGUUUCUUACUGCUCCUGUAGAUGGCAGUAACAUAUUACCUAUAUUUUAUUUUUAAUGAAGGAUUUUGUAAAUUUUGAAAAAAAUAAUGAUAUGAAUACCAGUUUUACCAAAUGACAGUUUUAAACAGAGUGUAGUGUGGUAGUUUUGGCGCUGUUUUUAAAAAAAAUCCUUCCACUUGCUACUGUGGCGCCAUCUACAUUAGCUCGUUUUCGGCGGGUACUUUGCAAUACACAGAUGGUGCUCCUUGCCUCUACCCUCCACAGGUUUAGCUGGAGUGACGCUUCCGUAUUUUCUUUAAGCAACUGCUCUGACAACGACGUCUAAUCUAAGUCUAAGAAGCACAGCCUCCAUUUUAUGCCGCAUUUGACCCCGCAUUUGAUGUCAAACAGAUUUGUUUGCUCUUUGUCUGGGCGAUGUCUAUGUCAUCAUUCUCCUGUCCUUCUCCCAGUCACGUGGGGUCGGCGCAACAUGAUUUUCUCCUUCCAUGCUCCUCUAUCAUAUACAAUUUUUUCUCUCACUCCCCUCAUAUACAUAUCGUCUUUCACGCAAUAAUCUGCGUAAUGUCUAUGUAUGGAUAUAUAUCUGAUCGUACAUAUAGACGGGAGAAAGCGUAAAUUUCGUAAAUCACACUUUGGGCUAAAUUAAUUUUUAAUAUAAAUACAUACCAAUUUUCAAGUCUCUGUCUUUAUAAAUGUGACUUAUGAAUUUUUGAAAUAGUUUAAUGGUUCCGGAUUGGAUUUCUUCCAUCGAUACGUACAUCCGUCUCCGGCCCCCACAGUCUGGGAGCGGCGGGGGACCGGGUGCCUCGUCCCCGGUUAUUAUUAUUAGUAUUUAUCCAUACAUAUACAUAUGUAAAUAAACAAUGACAUGUCAGUUCCGAAUCAUUUGUCUGUUUGUCAACUAAUUUUCUUCUUUUUUUUAUUUAUUCGUUCGUAUUGAAGAUAUUUAGUAUACGUAAAAUGAGCAAAAGAUAAAAUGGAUCUAAACAUUGUGGUGAUACGGUUGAAAUUCGAUGGUAUCUCGGGCACUAGUCACUUAAUAGAAUCAUUAAAGGCAGCAUUCUAAUCGACGGAUUCUGCAAUACUAGGCUGUCUCCGUAUCUUCUCAUUGUGCUGUUAGAAACGUCGCUUAAGAUAAGAAUUAUCAUUCACCCCCACAAUCCGAUGUGGCAGCUUCGCUCGCUUGAGGCCGGACCCCGACGCGCAUGUAAGGCCUCAAUUUGAUACUAAGUCAUUGUUUUAUUUUUAAAAAACUUCUUUAUAUUAUAUACUAGCGACCCGCCCUCGCUUCGCUUCGGAAACUGUAAUUUAUUAUUGAUUUCUACACUAUUUAAUGGAUGUUAUUAUACAUAUAAACCUUCCUCUUCAAUCGCUCUGUCUAUUAAAAAAAACCGCAUCAAAAUCCGUUGCGUAGUUUUAAAGAUUUAAGCAUACAUAGGGACAGACAGAUAUAGGGACAGAGAAAGCGAGUUUGUUUUAUACUAUGUAGUGAUUUGCAAUUUACGAAAAAAACGACAGUAAUUUUUUAGUAAUGUUCUCGAAUGUUCGCUUUUGUUCUUUGCUUAAACCGUGUAUAAUCAUCCAUUUGAUUAUUAUUAACAGAGACCGCUUACGUUGACCGGACCGUCAACGCAAUCGCGCUACCACAUAAUUAGGUACAAGUAAGUUUGUUGACCCCUGAGCUUAUCACGGCUUCCAUUGCGGCGUCAUUAACUAUCUAUCAGAUUAUUGAUUCGCAGCAUCUCAGCUCGGAGAAUGGUUCCCGCGCACACGCACAACAUGGAAUCUCCGCGUGCCUUUAAAAAAUCGCACAAAAAUUAACCGUUACGUUAACAAAUUAAAAAUAACAUAAUGCGUGAGUGGUGUUAAAACAGAGUAGCAGUGCAGAACGCCACCGGUAGAUGGCGCUGUUUUAAAAUAUUUUUAGCGUCCAUAUUGUUGUAGUUACCCGCGUCGCCGCCAGAUGGCAACUGUGGCGCAGCUCUAAACGUGUCCACUUUACGGCGACGACUUGUAGGUUUAAGUAUUUUAACAAAUAAAUAUACCUUUCGAAAUUCUUCCCACAUAGUAGUGGCCCGUGAGUUCGUUUUUCCAUUUUCGCAAAUAAAAAAAAUGAGCAAUGGACAUUAAAAAUUAUUAUUAAUUUAAAAAUUUCGAAUUACUAAUUUAUUAUAAAAACGCGGCCAUGUUACAGUAAGAUUUCAAUAAAUCAUGUUAAUCUAUGUAACUAUCCAUAUUAACCAUACUUAAUCUACAAAUAGUAAGGUCAGGUAUGAAAAAAGGAAAAAAUCACUAGAGACGAAUUCCAGUAGCAAUCAGAUCCGAUCUUAUUUCGAGAAUCAAUAUAGAACAAAAAUAUACGAACAGUGAAGUAGGAAUCGUCUAUUGUGUGGUCUUCCUCACAGACAAUAUGUUUGCAUUUAAAAGUUUACAAAUCUUAUUCUUUAUAACAAAUUUCCAACGAGCAUUUAAAAACUUAUUUUAUCUUUUGUACAGUAACUCCGAAUUUACGUCUUUCCGUAGUUGUAGUUAUGAGCGUAUUAUAGUCACAUGGGGACGCAGUCCCCGGGUCGGGUGUGCCCCUGGGUUGGGUGUGCCCCUGAGUCGGGUAUGCCCCGGGUCGGAUUUGCCCCUGGGUAGAGUGUGCCCCGGGUCGGAUUUGCCCCUGGGUAGUGUGCCCCCUGGGUCGAGUGUGCCCCCGGACCAACAUCCGGUGUCGACGGUCUUUUUAGUGGCUAAUUAUUUGCGUAAUCAUCGUCUAGUUGCAUCUAAAUAUUUAAAUUCACAAUGUAGUGAAAGACUCCAUUACAUUUAUUUUGAAGAGUAUAUUUACAGAGUGGCAUGAUCGUAAAUUAAUAUAUUAUUAUAUAUUUAGUAUUUCUUAUUAGACAAUUUACUAUAUAUUUUGACUCGUUAAAAAGAACUUCCUUAGUGUAUACAUACCUCCGUCGCGUUGAACUGGUGGCUCGUAUUGUGACGCUGAACAAAUACAGUAAAAGCUCCUUAUCCGCGCUUCCUUCUUCCUCGUUUUAACUAUUCGCGGAUUGAAAAAAAAUGCGAACCAAUUCCUAUAUUCGCGUCUAAAGAUUUCUUUAUUCGCGGAUCUAAUCGUGACGUCACAUACACAUUGAUAAAAAUAUUCCAAUAUGUAAGUAUUCAACCGCAAAAUCCUUUAUAAAUGCGUCGUCAAAUGCACUAAUAAAAAAGUAAAUUAGACCUUAUUAGAACUACGCCUAAGGUAUGUUUUUAUUUAGGAACGUAUCCCUUCAUAUAAUACCAUUUAUGCAAUUACCAUAUUUAAGAAACAUAUAGCCCGCGUAUAAAAAGCUUUUACUGUAAAAAAUUUUUAGAGAUUACGUUCAAACGGAUACACGUACAGACAGUAUUUUAGGAUCUGCAUGACUCUUAACAAUAGACGAUAUAUUAUUAUAAAUGAGCUUAAUAAACUUAAUAAACUUUUAAACAUUAGACUCACACAGCGUUGUUACGAGUUUGAAAUUAUUAACGAAAAAAAAUAUAAAAAAAAACGAAAAAAAAAGUUGUUCCUAAUGUGUACGUGCUUUAAUUUAUGUUAUAGUCAAUGGGGUAGAUAUGUUUUUCUUCUCGGUAAUAAUUUAUUAUCACUAGUAAUAAAAUUAUCAAUGCGUUUAUUGUUUAAUAUUUAUGUUGUCUGCGAUGUCUAGCAGUCGGUACUAUGGCAGGCUUAAAAAACACUUUUUAUAUUAUUAUUAACAAAUCAUUUACCUUUGGUCUUUUGGGCUGUGAGCCAAUGUAUAGUUUCAUUGAAUUGAAGUGCUUAGUGCGAGUUUUUAACGUUCUCGAUAGCGUAAAAGUUAACUCACAUUUGUAUAGAGAUGGAAUGUUUGUCUACGUUUGCCGCUAGGGACGCUGUUCCAACUGCAUACAAAUUGGAAUUAACUUUUACGCUAUCGAGAACGUUAAUAAAAGCUUGGUUUAGAUCUUAUAUAUCGGUGUGCUUAGUGCAAAUUUUUAACGUUUUCGAUAGCGUAAAAGUUAUCUCAAAUUUGUAUAAAGUUGGAACAGCGCCCCUAGCGGCAAACGUAGGCAAACGAUCCAACUCCAUACAAAUUUCAGUUAACUUUAACGCUAUCGAAAACGGUAAAAAAUUCGCACUAAACACACAGAUUAGGGAUGUCACUACAUUCGAGUAAUGUGUACAAUAGCCACUCCUUGUUUAACGACAAUUAAUGUUUAAGGAAAAUGUCAACAUAAUAUUUCGGUUGGCGCAUCUAAUUAGAAGAGUUGGUGGACCGCAGCACGAAUGGCAUCCGCCAUGAAAUAGUCUGAUUUCAUUCAAGCGAUAUAACCCUUUUAUAACUAGAACUACUUCAAAAGAAACUAUGGUUCAUUUUAUAAAUGACUUAAAAUGGCGGAUAAACCGUGCAGUACCUAAUAUAAUUGGAUCUUUUUUCCCGCCAAACCAUGUUGAAUGUCUGUUUGUUAAAAUUUCAUGGAGAUUUUGAGGUCACAUUUCUCACGUACACUUUGAGGUCCACUGACCACAGCCACGGAGACGUAAAACUCGAUAACGAUUUUGUAUUCUGUUGUUGGCGAAUUCGUGAUCCAAAUACGAGUUUUUUUUUUUCUUUUUCGAUUAGCUGCGGUUUUUAUUAAUGAAAUGUAUGAAUUUGUAACAAAUAGCGUGUAUUUUGUGAUUUACGUAAGAUACGUAAUGUAUUUUAAUGUUACCAGUGUUAAAUAAGGUAGCUUGUUGUUGUUAAUUUUGGAGCUGAGCACUAAAAAUAAUGUUUAUAAAUAACACGUUUUAGUUAUUUGUGGAGUUUUCUGUCUUGCCGUCGGUGUAUUGACUUGGUUUUUAUUCCGUACUAUUAAUUGAGGCCGUCAGAGCAAAAGUGGCCUAGUCCGAAAAAAGUCAUAUUCGUGCUUAUAUAUUGCAAUUUAUUUAAAACAUAAUAAAUUUUGAUGCAAAGCCGUCCUAUCCCUAGUUUCAACCAUAGAUAACAGAUGGCGUAGUAAACAUUUUUGCGGGUUUUUUUUUGCCUACAAAGCAGGUAAAAGUAAAUUCAAAACUCAUUAUCUCCAUGCUGGUUUAGGUCGCUUAUGCACUGAGGGCCUCAAUUAUGAACCCGAAUGCAGUAUUUAAAAAACUCGAAUAUAGUAUUUAAUUUGUUUUAUUUUGAUUUUGAUUGCGGAUCCAAUGCACACGGUAGACUGAGACGUAAAAUAAUUGAUGGGGAAAUAGGCUAAUUGACGGAAAUUACUGAUCGUUUUGGAUUUUGUAACAUGAGCAGACAACCGAUGAGGUAGACCGACGAUCUGGUCAAAAUAUUUACUGGUGGUAGGACCUCUUGUGAGUUCGCACGGGUAUGUACCACCGCCCUGCCUAUUUCUGCCAAAAAGCAGUAAUGCGUUUCGGUUUGAAAGGUGGGGCAGCCGUUGUAACUAUACUGAGAUCUUACAACUUCUAUCUCAGGCGGGUGGCUCAUUUACGUUGUAGAUGUCUAUGGGCUCCGGUAACCGCUUAACACCAGGUGGGCUGUGAGCUCGUCCACACACUUAAACAAUAAAAAAAAUUGCUGGUAGGGACUGUGUGCAAAAGGCAAGAUACCGGAAAGAACGGAGUGCACAUGAUGAGACCUACACUCAGCAUUGGGUGGAGACGGGUUAAAGAAGAGAAGAGACUAAGCUGCGCAUCAUAGCAUUAUGAGUAAGGGGUAGGGGAGAAUUUGAAAACAAAUCCUACAAUAGUAAAUUACAUUAGUUACAUUACAAUAUUAACUUACAUAUGUGUGUGAGUGUGUGUGUGAGCGUAUGUGUGUAUCCAUACAUGGUAUUUAGGCAUCUGUUCAAUUGUUAAUUUUUUUCUUAUGUUAAACAUUUAAACUUCUAAUUUAUAUGGUUGUAAAUUGUUUUGUGCAUCAAAAAAAAAAUUUAUUGACAAAGUACUGCUCGAUAUCAGAGAUAUAACGUCCGAUAUACAUCUCCAAACUUUUUCAAAUUAAAUAUCACGUAAUUGAAUUGAUCAAACUAAUAAAUUAUUAAACGUACAAGCAUAUCGAAACAAAGACACUUGUUAUAAUUGUAAUAUCAUUUAAUUACGUUGAUAACAAAUUAAAAUGAACAGAACUUACUAAUUGGGAAUUAUGUUAUCAAUAAUCUGUGUUCAACAUCGAUAGGGGUGUCGCGAACUUGUUUUAGAAGUUUAGAUAAUAAAAGUAGGUGUAGGUUAAAUCGCACAUUAAAGCAUGUCCUAAGUGAGACUAAGAAGCGUCCGUGGCCGCAGGUCAGACGUCCGGUAUAUAAGUCGCGCCAAUAAAGAAACGAAUCCAAAAUGGCGUCUAUGUACCUGCACUGACAGAUGGUAGGGUCAACAAAUAAAAAGAAAGAUGGAAACAAAAAGUUGUUUAUUGUAAAAAAAUAUAAAAAAACGAAUGAGAAUGUACUUUACUUUACUUUAUUCCCUGGCAGAGAGGGAGGUGUCUCAUCAGGGAUGCAACUUGCGUAGACACUUUUGCUGCCAGCCAUCUAAGUCGCACAACUCGAAAGUGAAAAAACUCGAACUCAACAACAAAGUCAGAACUGAUAUCUUUUUUGCAUGCAGUACGCGUCGUGUGCGACUAAAGACAGCAAUAGCUUUGAGUGAGAGCGCAUGAUCGACGCCGCCAUUUUAGAUUGGUUUCUUUAUUGGCGCGGCUUAUACUUGAGUUUUUUUUUAUUGCUUUGAUGUGUGGACGAGCUCAAGUCGUUUUUCCCCCCUACCUCUGGGUGGUAGGUGAGUUCACAGGGCUUAACCUGAGAGAGUUUGUUAGCACUGGCCCAGUAAGAGCAGUGCUUCGCAGAAUCUACCACCGGAUCGUAAACACGACCCACUGAGAAGAUCCGGCGAGAAACUCAGUGGGCUCGUUACUAGUGUCCAGUGCGGUGACUACGUCAGGAGCACGAAGAUCGAAAAAGUAAUCGUAUCGAUAUCGAGAAAAAGUUAUUUAAACAGCGCCCCUACCGGCCGUAAAAAGAAUUAAUGUCAGCAGCACGAAUGAACCUACUUUCGUUUCGCAAUCGUAUCGUCGCGUUCUCGAAACUCGAAACUCAUAAUCGAGAGCACGAAAAUUGUUUUGACAUACGGUAACGUAAAUCUCGAAGGCUGUCUGGCUAUCGAAUACCAUCUAAUGUACUCGAUAUAUUUACAUUACGAAUUCGAUAGAUUUUCAAUCUUGACGUACAGAUCUUCAUUCCUGCUCUAGUCAGAUCCCGUUUUUUUUUAAAUCAGUACAAUUUAACAUUUAUCGCGACUUUACGAUUUAGAAUAUCGAGUUAUUAAAACGAAACCCGCAAAAUUUUAAAAAUUGCGUAUUUACAAGCCGUAUGCAGCGCAGAAUAUUUUAUUUACAACACUGAAGAUCGAUUUAAUUAAUUUUGGCGAUAGUAAUUCACUGAUAUACCUUUUUAGACUCGUAUUGUUCUGAUGAAUUAUUAUUAUUAAUUUAGUGUUCAGCUCCAAACAGUCAUGUAUGUAAUUAGAUGUGAUAUAUAUAUAUAUAUAUAGAGUAUGGCGUCGUCUCCUGGUCGCCUCGACUAAGACUGCGUUUAUUUUGCACUCAGUGUUGUUGAUGUAUUAAAAACAUUAUAAAUGUGA